This is a messenger RNA of Fulvia fulva, 402 nucleotides long. RefSeq lists its product as uncharacterized. The transcript is spliced from 3 exons. Lineage: Eukaryota; Fungi; Ascomycota; Dothideomycetes; Mycosphaerellales; Mycosphaerellaceae. The coding region runs from base 1 to 402 and encodes 133 amino acids. The record is from RefSeq and is a predicted model, not a curated record.
AUGAAGUUCCUCGCCCUCCUCGCCAUCUUCGUGGCCACCGUCAUCGCCGUAGCGAUUCCAGCCCAGAAGGAGUCGUGCCCAGCAGACGACUCAUUCGACUGGCUCGCUCUACUGAAAGACUUUCAGGACAAAGGUGAAAUCAAAAUCAGCGGCCCACCAGAUUCCUUCGACGACAUCACCGACGACUUGGACCUCACCAAACGCUGGGACGUACCCGGCCUGCACUGUGGAUCUUCGCGAGCUCUUCGCUGCGCAGCUGAUGCGGGCGGAACUGUGGCGAAGUGUGCGCAGGCUGCUAUGAGUGGUGGGGCGGAUUUCACGCUGGAUGCGUCGUGUAUUCGGGCGGCGAUGGAUUUUGGGACGCAGUUGCCGGAGCAUUGUGAGCUUUGCUUUGGGGUCUAA